This is a messenger RNA of Cricetulus griseus (Chinese hamster), 4026 nucleotides long. The record is from RefSeq and is a predicted model, not a curated record. NCBI's taxonomy places the organism in Eukaryota, Metazoa, Chordata, Mammalia, Rodentia, Cricetidae.
AGUUGAGGUUCCCAUGUCUCAGAUGACUCUAGCUUGUGUCCUCGUGAGUUGAGUUGGCAUAAAACUGGCCAGGACAGAAAGGUAUGAAGGCUGCUUAGGGAAAGAGUUUAUUUUGGAGGUAGGAGAGUCACCAGGGAUUUGCAAUGGCCUGAAAUUGAGGACUGGACUUUGAGGGUGAUGGAGUCUUGGGAAGACUGGAGGGCUUUGCCAAGUCUGGGUGCUGGAGUCUAAGCCAUCCAAAGCCCUGAACCCUGCGGUUGCAUGGAGGGGUUGGAAAAGAGACGGCUGCAGAGCUACUUUGCAGCGUGUGAGGAUGAGACCCCUGCUAUCCGGAACCAUGACAAGGUCCUGCAACGCCUGUGUGAGCACCUGGACCAUGCCCUGCUGUACGGAUUGCAAGACCUCUCAUCUGGCUACUGGGUGCUCGUGGUCCAUUUCACCCGCAGAGAGGCCAUCAAGCACAUUGAGGUGCUGCAGCAUGUGGCCACCAACCUGGGGCGCAGCCGCGCCUGGCUCUACCUGGCUCUCAAUGAGAACUCCUUGGAGAGCUACCUGCGGCUGUUCCAGGAGAACCUGGGUCUGCUGCAGAAGUACUAUGUCAGGAACGCCCUGGUCUGCAGCCAUGAUCACCUGACUCUUUUCUUGACCUUGGUGUCUGGGCUGGAGUUUAUUCGCUUCGACCUGGAUCUGGAUGCCCCUUACUUAGAUCUGGCCCCCUACAUGCCUGACUACUAUAAACCUCAGUACCUGUUGGACUUCGAAGACCGUCUUCCCAGCUCAGUCCAUGGCUCAGACAGCCUGUCCCUCAACUCCUUCAACUCUGUCACCUCCACCAACCUGGAAUGGGAUGACAGUGCUAUUGCCCCAUCUAGUGAGGAUUAUGAUUUUGGAGAUGUGUUUCCAGCAGUGCCGUCUGUACCCAGCACAGACUGGGAAGAUGGAGAUCUCACAGAUACCAUCAGUGGCCCUCGUUCCACUGCCUCAGACCUGACCAGUAGCAAGACAUCCACCAAGAGCCCCACCCAGCGCCAUAACCCCUUCAAUGAGGAGCAGCCCGAGGCUGUGUCAUCAUCUGACACCACCCCUGUGCACACUACCUCUCAGGAGAAGGAAAAGGCACAGGCCCCAGACCAGUCAGAUGGCUGUACGGAGCUUGAAGUCAUCAGGGUCACCAAGAAGAAGAAAAUUGGUAAGAAGAAAAAGACCAAAUUGGAGGAGGAAGCAAGCCCACUACAGCCCACCUCCAACUACCAGAAAUGUUCUAGGCAGAGGGAUGGUGACAGACUUGUGGGCACCCCAAGCCUGGGACGGGACUUGCCAGAUCCUGCACUUGCCUCCCCGCAGGAGCAAGGGGGAGGUCCCAGCAGUGAACAGUCUGAGCUCAGCCAGAUGGGCCUGCUGAUCCCGGAGAUGAAGGACACUUCCAUGGAGUGCCUGGGACAGCCCCUGAGCAAAGUCAUUGACAAGCUCCACGGACAGCUGGACCCAAGCACGUGGUGUUCCCAUCCUGAUCCUCCGGAUCAGUCCUUUCGGACCGGCUCUCCCGGGGAAGCCCCGGAAAAACCACCAUUUGGCGACUUUAGUGAGGGGCUUCCAGCCCCAAUGGACUUCUACCGCUUUACGGUCGAGAGUCCAAGUACUGUUGCACCAGGUGGCGGCCACCAUGACCCUGCAGGGCCUAGCCAACCGCUGCAUGUUCCUGGUAGCCCUGCGACUGCUAUCCAAGAAGAAGAGGGAGGAAGAGGAGAGAGACCGGCAUCUCAGCCCCUAGAGGACAUGCAGGGGGAGACUCAGGAACCAGAGCCACAGGAACGGGACACCCAGUUAUCACUGGUCAGCCAGGAGCCUGUGCCUGAACCUGUGUCCCAGCCUGAACUUGGAACCCAGGAGGCUCUUUGCAAGCUCAAGCGAGACCAGCCCAGUCCAUGCCUGAGCAGCGCUGAGGACUCCGGGGUGGACGAGGGCCAGGGCAGCCCUUCAGAGCUGGCACAUCCCUCAGAGUUCAGAGUGGACAACAAUCACUUACUCCUGCUGAUGAUCCAUGUCUUUAGAGAAAACGAAGAGCAGUUGUUCAAAGGGCCACAGAGAAGCCAUACCUGGUGGAAGAGGCUGUUUCUUACAAUGAACUUGACUAUGUGUCGGUUGGCCUGGACCAACAGACGGUGAAGCUAGUGUGUGCUGAUCGCAGGAAGCAGUUUUUGCUGGACACAGCUGAUGUGGCCCUGGCUGAGCUCUUCUUGGCGUCUCUGAAGUCAGCUAUGAUCAAAGGCUGCCGGGAACCACCCUACCCUAGCAUCUUGACUGAUGCCACCAUGGAGAAGUUGGCACUAGCCAAAUUUGUCGCCCAGGAAUCCAAAUGUGAGGCAUCCACAGUGAGUGUGCAUUUCUAUGGGCUUGUGCACUGGGAAGACCCCAUGGACAAGACCCUGGGCCCUGUGUCCUGCAACUGCUCACCCCCUGAGGGCACCAUCACCAAAGAAGGCAUGCUGCACUACAAGGCUGGCACCUCGUAUCUGGGCAAGGAACACUGGAAGCCCUGCUUCGUGGUGCUCAGCAACGGAAUCCUCUACCAGUAUCCUGAUCGCACUGAUGUCAUCCCCCUGCUCUCGGUGAACAUGGGGGGGGAGCAGUGCGGUGGCUGCCGGAGAUCCAACACCACAGAUCGGCCCCACGCCUUCCAGGUCAUUCUGGCUGACCGGCCCUGCCUGGAACUAAGUGCUAACAGCGAGGCCGAGAUGGCUGAGUGGAUGCAGCAUCUCUGCCAGGCAGUGUCCAAAGGAGUCAUACCCCAGGGGGUGGCUCCCAGCCCCUGUAUCCCUUGCUGCCUGGUAAUCACGGGGGACCGCCUCUUCACAUGCCACGAGGAUUGCCAAACCAGCUUCUUUCGAUCCCUGGGCAUGGCCAGGCUGGCUGACAUCAGUGCAAUCUCCACAGAACUGGGCAAGGAGUACUGUGUCCUGGAGUUCUCCCAGGAUAGCCCACAGCUGCUCCAACCUUGGGUCAUCUAUCUGAGCUGCACUUCAGAACUGGACAGGUUCCUGACUGCCCUGAGCUCUGGGUGGAAAGCCAUCUACCAGGUUGACCUCCCUCACAAGGCGAUUCAUGAAGCCUCCAUCAAGCAGAAAUUCGAAGAUGCUCUGAGCCUCAUCCACAGUGCCUGGCAGCGGAGCGACAGUCUCUGCCGAGGCAGAGCCUCCCGGGACCCCUGGUGCUGAGGCGUGGCUGAGCAGCACUGCAGGCAGGCAGGCAGGAAGGAGGCAGGCUGACCAGUGUGUACACUGUGCUGUGCCACCAUGCUGUUUCGGAGCCAGGUGUCCACAGGCCUCUACAGCCCACUCCUGCCUUGAGGUGGCAGAACCACUAGCGUGAUCCAGGGAUCCAGAGUGAGUGACUAGAGGUCACUGAGGCAGAAGGUCUGAGCCCUGUGGGCUCUGUAGACAUAUGGUAUUCCCUGGGCCACCACCUUAGUUCUCACCAUCUGUUCAGGGUGGCCAUGAGAAUAAUAGCAUCCAUUUAAAGGGGAGUAAAGAGACCAGUAGGGUGGGUGUACCAUCUUCCUUUCCUGGGCCAGGGUCCUGGGCAGAUGGUCAGGUCCCCCGGGGGUCGUGAGUGCCCAGCCACCCUUGUUCAUUUUCGAACACUGUUCCCACUGCACAGGAAAACGGGAACACUGGGUAUCUGUGCAUGUCUCCUACUCACGCAUCCACCCAGUGCACAGCAAGCGGCCUGCCUCACAUAGCAGUCCUCUGUGGCUGCUAGGAGGCCCUGCAUGUCCACAGCCCUGCCUCUCCUCUCCCUCAAAUACAGCAGAGCUUGUAGGAGCCAGGGAUCAGUUGGCUCCUUGCCAGGAGCAAAGGAGAAGAAUGGAGAACAGAGCCCAUGAGCCUGGUGGCUACUUUGACACCUGACUGACCCAGGCUUGGCUGGAGCUGGCCCUUCCUGAAGUCUCUGUUAGGUCCUUCGGGGGAUGGGGCAGAUGGAUUGGGCUUUGUUUUUUAAAAUAAAAUUGACAUUAUAUUGCUGAGA